CGAACCACGCUCUUCGACUGGUGACGCAAAUUUCCCGCCCUCACUUCUGCAAUCCCGUGUGUGUGAAAGUUAGGAAAACAGUGUUUUCACAGAGAUUUCACUUUGGUAUAUUUUGUGUUAUUCGUACCCUUACCACUGGCCAAUGAUGCCUUCCACACAUGACUGGAUUGACAACCCCCUCGGCGUUGUUGAAGGGAUGUUUGCUGUGUCCCAGAACAACCCAGACUCUGCAUGGGAGGCGAAAGCAAUUGAAUUCUUUAAAGAUCAGCUGAAAGAGAAGGAUGCUCAUACCUGGGUCCCGUCUUUGAACGAUGUCCCUCUGCAUUACCUGAAGCCCAACAGCCUGGUGAAAUUUCGCUGCUUAAUCCAAGACAUGUUCGAUCCCGAGUUCUACAUGGGAGUGUAUGAGACGGUCGAUCCAUCUACAAAGACUAAAGUACUGCGAUGUGGGAAGUACAAAGAUGUGACAGAAUGUGGGGUGGAUUUUAAUUCCAGGAACACUGUGACUGCAGAGCGACAGACUUUCUACUGUGUGCCAAUCCCGGGAGAAAAUCCCUGGGUGAAAGAGAGUUACGCCAGCUCUAGCCAAGCCAGAGUUGUUCCUUCCACUUCGUAUGCGCCGACCAGACAGAAGCGCAGCUACGAGGAAGACGACGAUGACAUGGACGACAUGGACACACAGCCACAGAAGCAGAGGGACUCACAUACUGUUGCAGGUCCUCAGAGUCCCACAGAACAACACGGUAAUGGUGACUGUAAGCGGCAGGAGACAGAAGCUCCUUCCAGCCAGACAGCAUCUGCCUCCCAUCUCGACCUCAACUUCCCCCUACCCGGAGAGAAAGGCCCCUCCUGCCUAGUCAAGGUGUAUGAGGACUGGGACAGCUUCAAACUGAACGACACACUGGAGGUUUACGGGAUCCUCUCUGUCAGUCCUGCUCUCAGCGCUCUGGCCGACGAGAAAGACGGCUCCUCAUCCCUCCUGGACCCUACAGAGUCCAUGGAGACGGCAGAGGAGCAGAGAGUGCACAGCCCUCCGGCCUCACUCGUCCCUCGCCUCCACAUGCUUUAUGCCAGGCCACUGCCACACAACAACAACCCCCUGCUGCCCUCUGCCGCCCUGGAGGACCACAGUGCCUUUUUAUCUUCGACCCUUGGUGAGAUGGCCUCCGUCAGGGCAGAGUUGCUCACGUACUUUUCUCACAUCCUUCUGGGAGAUGCCCUGGCCGCUGAGUACCUCAUUCUGCAUCUCAUUUCGAACGUGUACAGUCGACGGGAUGUCCUCCCACUGGGCAAGUUCACCUUGAACCUGAGUGGCUGUCCUGUUGUUGCUUCGUACAGUCAGCGCUUGUACCAGAUCAUCCAACAGCUUGUGCCCUCUUCGUACUAUCUGGGUAUGAGCCUCCAGAACAUGAACCAGAUGCGGUUGGUGCCUAAGAAGGACUAUGUGGCCAAUCGGCUUGUGAGUGGGGCCCUGCAGUUGGCCCAGAACACUUCCCUCUUCCUGGAUGAAACCCAGCUGGAGCAGGGACAGCUCGACACAACAGGUGUACGUAAUGUCACAGCUCUGGGGAACCUGAUCUCAUGGCAGAAGGUUGAUUAUGACUUUAACUACCACCAGAUGGAAUUCCCCUGCAAUAUUAACGUGGUCAUCGUGUCAGAGGGCCGCUCACUGCUGCCGUCUGACUGUCAGAUACACCUACAGUCUCAGGUCAACCCACCACACAUGGAGGAGUACCUCAGCAGCAUCCACAUGCACCCGCAGGCUUCAUCACAGCUGAACAAGUUCAGAAUCUACCUGAGUGUGGCUCGCCAGCUAGACUACAGCAUCUCUGAUGAAAUGACAAAGGCAGUCGAAGAAGACUUUGUUGAUAUGAGGAAGGAUGACCCAGAGAGCGUAUCUGCCGAGGACCUCCACAGGCUGCUCGUUGUGGCAAGGUUGCUGUCUCUGAGCCUGGGACAGACCUCUCUGUCCAGAGACAGCUGGCUGAGAGCCAAACACAUCGACAUGCUGCGGAGGAGCCGGAUGGAGCAGCACAAGCGUGUCAACGGCAACGAGCCGUGAUCACAGAGAGACAAAGGGGAGCGCUUUUGAUUUUCUUUUUGAUACCUAAAAAAAAAAAAAAAAAGUUUGUAAUAAAGAUGUUUGUAUGUACACAUUUUGGUGUCUCAGUGUUGCUGCAGACCAAACUUUGUUUACAAAGAUUUUUUUUAAAAAUCUCAAAUAUGUAAAUACAAUAGUGAGGUCUAGAAGAUCAUUUCCUUUUUUCUUCUUCAGUCAGUAGACAUGGAGUCAGUUGCCAGUGUACGUAAAGAACAAACAGUCUGAUAUGCUGGCAUAAAGACUUCUUGUUGAUGGAUUUGACAAUAAACUUCAAUGCAAUGCUCUUUCA
Scatophagus argus is the source of this 2390-nucleotide messenger RNA. It is a transcript of the gene mcmbp, whose product is annotated as minichromosome maintenance complex binding protein. The transcript has 16 exons. The coding region runs from base 143 to 2062 and encodes 639 amino acids. Gene Ontology annotation, molecular function: chromatin binding. Gene Ontology annotation, biological process: DNA-templated DNA replication. The record is from RefSeq and is a predicted model, not a curated record. NCBI's taxonomy places the organism in Eukaryota, Metazoa, Chordata, Actinopteri, Scatophagidae.